AUGCCAAAAAGAGAAAAAGAAAGACUCCUCGACGGGGAAUUGAACCCCGGUCCCCUGCGAAUCCUGGGAUUUCCCCGUCGUCCUGAGUAUGGUAAAGAUUUGGUGACUUCACAACACGCCUGUAAUCUCUUCAUCCAGGGCUUCGUGCCUGCCGCCAAUGCGAAAUGCCUCUCGCCUAUUGUCUGUAGAACCCAAGAGUCGACUGAGUCCCUGAAUUGCAUGGUAGCGCAGGGGUAUGAUGCACGCACUUCUCAUAUCACGGUCUCGCCUGACAGGGCAAGAUAUCAGAUGGGAACUUGGCGGUGUGUUGGGGGUUGGUUCCACGGAGACGCGUGGAAUCUUGUAGCACACAUGGCCAUAUGCGAAACAUUGAUUUAUUCGGCUGUCUUGAAUGGGGGCUCUCUUACCGACUCACCUACCUUACGUGCGGCAUUCAAUCUUGAAUGGCCGGAAUACGAAGGGGAAAAGGUCUUCGCAGGAAUGUCUCGGUCCUCCGUGCUGGGUCUUCUGCAGGCUCGAUGGCGUGUGGAGGUGGCUUCCAAAGUCCGAGACCCGAGGCUUCCAUACUUCCACGAGCCUGUUAUCUCGCAACGGGAUGAAUCUAGAAUGGUGGAUCAUUGCUGCAUUGUACAGCUCCCUAGUGCAGCAGAGGAAACUGGGACUCGGGCGGCCUUGCGUAACGUAGAUGGCAUGUUGAACCAACAAAAGUGUCUUCAGAGAUACACCCUCUCUAGUCUCCCACUUUUCCCCACCCUCUCGUUCGGCCGAGUCCUGCUUUUCGAGGGCUUCGUCAACGGCCCCGGCAUAGCCAGCAUCUCUAUUUCCCGUUCAGGAAAUUCAUCGUGCAUGAUCGAUCUUUGCAGUGCAUUCUGCCUCGUGACGAAUCUCAGCUCAGCCCUAUUUGUUUUCGCCCCCACGCCCGGCUCCGUGGACAAUGAGGAUGCUUUUCUCUUCGGAAACGAAUCAAAAUGCGCAAUUGGCCAUGUCGCGCCUCUGCGACGUACAAUUUCCUAUUCGGGAAACUGGUCUCUUUUCUCUUGGCCCUCCAAAGUCAGUAAUGCCCUCAGCCUGCGGCUCAACGUAGAUUUGCCCAAAACGGCAAUCGACACUCAAGAGUAUAUCUUCACGUUUGUAGAAGAAACAUCUCAAGCUGAACUAACAUUCAAGAAUGAGAAGCAUCCACUUUUGCGGCGCGGUCUUGACGGCCCGACUGGAAGCUUGACAUUAAAAGUCAACCUAUCUCGUCUUCUGCCAGCUGUACGACUCGCCUUGAUGACUGCCUUUACUAGCGGCAGCAGCCCAUAUGAGAAGGAUUCAUCCAACCGAGGCUACGGAUACAUCGUGUCUCGAUGUAGCAAGCUUCUCAUGUCGUUGGCACUCUUUCAAGUUAUGCUUGUCAUCUCGGUCAGAUUAUCCAACCACCGCUCACGAAUACUCGACAACCAAUAUGCCUGGUCCCAUCGUUCCAGUUUCGGUCAUCACUGCACUCUCGGAUCCCUCCAAAAUGUGCCAGUGUCCUGCAACCUCGCCGCCAUCGACUGCUACGACAUGCCAAAAAUGACCAAGAAGUUGUGGCCGACCAUACCGUCGGACCCUUGCCCCUCAGAUGUCUCCAUCGUGAACCAAGUGGGUUGGUGGGACAGAAGCACCCGCCCCGCGGCCCUACCCAUCUCCAGCCCACAGCACAAGCAAUCUCGAGAAAUGAACCUGCAAUCUCUCGCCCAGUCAGCAAGUAUACAAGCGAUACAGCGUCAUCAGCCUUUAGGCACCCUUUUGCAGCGUUUCGAUGAUGGGUGGGUGAUAGUGGGCAAGAUCCGCUUAGAGAUGAAUGAGAAUCAAGCAGGCAAGGUAUUUAGUGAAGGUCAUGUUGAAGUGGUAUUGAGAUUCAAUUAG
Molecule: messenger RNA, 1893 nt
Organism: Colletotrichum lupini
Lineage: Eukaryota; Fungi; Ascomycota; Sordariomycetes; Glomerellales; Glomerellaceae
Exons: 16
Coding region: 1-1893 (630 amino acids)
Source: RefSeq, a predicted model, not a curated record